AUGGAAUCCGUCUCUAAUGUCACAUCAUUCGACAAGUCUCUCAAGAACUAUGUCUCAUCAAGCUAUGUGACCUCCAAAUAUGUCGAUACCUUGGGCUGUACGGGUCUUAAUCAGAGCGUAUUGAACGACUACUACGCGCAAUAUACUGUCAGCGUUCUCUGCAGUAGUAUUAUUCAAAGCUCAAUUGAUGAUUGCGGCCUAAGCUCCGAUCAAUCCGACCCGAUAUGCGCGGAUACAUGCGCGUUGAUGGCGACUAGCGAGGAAGAGAUUAUUGUCAACUCCAACCUCUGCUCGAGUCACGCCAGCAAUUACAUGUCUCAAAUUCGAUCUGAUUUCACUAUCUGUGCAUCACCCGCAGACUCAUUAACUGGAAGCUGUGUGGAGGGAGCCACAAAUGAGCCUGAUAACUGUGGCUUCGCCAACAAUACGAUCGGACUCUGCACAUACUGUGAUUCUGAAAGCGACUCAUGCUGUACCAAGGCCAACGCCACCACUGUCUGCGAAAAUGUUACCAUUCCUUCUUCGACCGCAUCCAUUCAACCCGUCGUGACAAGCAGCUCGACUGCCGGAUCCAACGCUAGCAAUGGUAGUAGUGGGCUAUCGAAGGGUGCCAUUGCGGGAAUUGUGAUUGGCUCUGUCGCAGGGGCCGCCAUAUUGGCCGCUUUGAUUUUCUUGCUUUUCAUCUGUCGUCGUCGUCGUCGUCGGUCGCAGACCGAUGCUGUCAGCCUGAAUCAGCCGAAUCCCCAACGGAAAGGCGCCACGCCACCCAUGCAGCAAGCGGAAAGCCCGACAGCUGCAGCAUUCAAUGUUGUUCCAGGUGGUCGUGUGGCACGCAUGUCCGCCUUGCGCGAAAUGCCCAGCUCUUCCCCCGCCCAAUCACGAACAUCCGGUGCAAUGUUUGCUGCCAAGUACAGUGAUACAUCUGAUUCAGAAGGAAUGGGCGCUAGCCCAGGAGCCAUGUCUAAGAGGAUUCCUCCUGUGACUGGUAAGCGUCAUGGUUCACUUUCAAGUAGCUCUGCUCUGGCUGGACUGGACAGCGAUAGCUCCCCUCGGUCAGGAACCAUUGGUCAAUACUCAUCCCCUGAAGCGGUGACUAGUGGUCAGUCAGAGCAAUUGUCCUACUUCCGGGACUACUACUCACAGGACGAUAUUCAACCCGGCGACCAUGUGGCUGUUCUAUGGGCAUAUUCUCCGCGGGCCGGGGAUGAGUUUGAAUUAGAUCGAGGUGAGAUGCUUAAGGUGAUUGGCAUCUGGGACGAUGGCUGGGCCACGGGAGUACGCGUCCACGAGCGCGCUGAAGAUUAUGAUAUUCGCCAUCGCGAGCAACGCGACAGCGGUGUCUCUCAUGGAUCAAAAAGACCAGGCUCGUCACCAGCACCUUCUGGUGAGAUCAAGGCUUUCCCAUUGGUCUGCAUUUGUCUCCCACAGCACUGGCGCACGAUCAUUGACGGCGGUGUUCCGGAGGAAGAAGAUGAGUAUUGA
Molecule: messenger RNA, 1482 nt
Organism: Penicillium malachiteum
Lineage: Eukaryota; Fungi; Ascomycota; Eurotiomycetes; Eurotiales; Aspergillaceae
Product: SH3 domain protein
Exons: 2
Coding region: 1-1482 (493 amino acids)
Molecular function (GO): protein binding
Source: RefSeq, a predicted model, not a curated record